Molecule: messenger RNA, 2922 nt
Organism: Penicillium paradoxum
Lineage: Eukaryota; Fungi; Ascomycota; Eurotiomycetes; Eurotiales; Aspergillaceae
Product: ssDNA endodeoxyribonuclease RAD1
Exons: 7
Coding region: 1-2922 (973 amino acids)
Biological process (GO): nucleotide-excision repair involved in interstrand cross-link repair; double-strand break repair via homologous recombination; double-strand break repair via single-strand annealing, removal of nonhomologous ends
Cellular component (GO): nucleotide-excision repair factor 1 complex
Molecular function (GO): damaged DNA binding; single-stranded DNA binding; single-stranded DNA endonuclease activity
Source: RefSeq, a predicted model, not a curated record
AUGCCUCCAGAACGGACUAAUGUACCGGUGAAGCUGUCCCUGCCAUUGCAAUUUCAGCAGGAACUCUUCACUGAACUACGCGCCGAAGAUGAGCUAGUCAUCCUUGCCCGCGGUCUAGGGCUUUUACACUUGGUAACGAACCUUCUUCAUUUCUACGAUGCGGCAGGAAACAACCUAGUCCUGGUAGUCGGUGCAGAUGAACGCGAGAAUGAAUGGAUUGGAGAGGCAUUGGUGGAGCAUUGUGCUACCAGCAAGUCUCCUCUUGGCAGGGGAUUGAAAGUGAUCAAUACCGAGAAGGCUACUGUGUCGAUGCGAGAGAGGAUAUAUGCCGAAGGGGGUAUUCUGAGUGUAACAUCCAGAAUACUGGUUGUGGACUUGCUAUCGAAACUUCUUGAUCCUGAGAAGGUCACCGGCAUGGUCAUUUUGCAUGCCGAUAAGGUUUUGGCGACAUCCCUCGAGGCGUUCAUUGUCCGGGUUUAUCGUCAGUCAAACAGGAACGGCUUCUUGAAAGCAUUCUCGGAUUCCCCGGAGCCAUUCACAACCGGCUUUGCCCCGUUGGCCAAUAUGCUGCGGAAUCUUUUCCUACGUAAAGCAUCGCUGUGGCCUCGAUUCCAUGUCUCUGUCAACGAGUCGGUAGAGGGUGAUCGCAAGGCUGAAGUGAUUGAAUUGGAAGUUCCCAUGAGUGACAAAAUGAGGGAAAUCCAGAAUGCUGUUCUUGAGUGUGUAGAGAUCAGUAUCACUGAGCUCAGGAAGAGUAACACCGGACUUGAUAUGGAAGAAUGGACGUUGGACAGUGCUCUGCACAAGAACUUUGAUAUGAUUAUCAGACGUCAACUAGACCCAAUCUGGCAUCGUGUGAGCUUUAGGACAAGACAAAUCGUCAGCGACUUGACAGACCUACGAGCAGUUCUUCAUGCUUUACUUAGCUACGAUGCUGUAUCUUUCGUGAAGUACCUCGACACUAUUGUGUCUGCGCAUGCCCCGCCUCCGGGCUCAAACAAAUAUAAUUAUUCUCCGUGGCUUUUCCUUGACGCCGCUCACGUCCUUUUCCAGACAGCAAAAUCGCGGGUCUACGAGGGCAAACUGAACAAUGAACUGACCCGCCUUUCGUCCUCAACUACGUUCUCUUCUGAACUGAACCCGGCCCUGGAGGAACUUCCGAAGUGGAAUGUCCUAGCAGAGGUUCUUGCAGAAAUAGAACAUGACGCUUAUCUCCAUCCGGCUCGUAUGGAUCAGUCAAAUAGUACCAUAUUGAUUAUGUGCAGCGAUCAACGGAUAUGCCGCCAGCUCCGCGAGUACAUUAGCACUAUGCAUACCAAAAUUGCCCAAGGGCCCGGAUCCGAAGAUGAGGACGGUAAAAGGGAGGAAGAACCUUCUGCGGAACUCAUGAUGCGUCGUCGGCUGCGAGAGUAUCUCAAUUGGAAAAGGUCGCUUUCAAAUGUCAACAAAAAUCUUUCCCAGUCAGGAGAGGAUAAUAGAACUGGAAAGCCUUCCGAAUCAUCGGCGGCCCAGAGUUCGCAUCAAGGACGGCCUCCUCCAAAUAAGCGUCGUCGAGUACGUGGUGGUGGUGCAGUCACCUCAGCCGCAGGGCGUGUCCCAAAUAGCAGUGUCCAAACUGAAACCGAAUUGCCUGCUCAAGUCGUCAGUCUGCUAAGCGAGAUAAAGCCCACCGAAAUGGAAGAAACACAGAAAGAAGAGAUAAUCAUCGAUGAAAUGGAGGAUAUGGAAGAGUUCUACGAAUUGUACGAUAUGAACGACCUAGUCAUGAUACAUCCCUACGACGGUGACAUGGAUGAGCAUAUCCUCGAGGAGGCACGCCCACGCUACAUCAUCAUGUACGAACCCGAUCCCGCAUUCAUUCGAAGGGUAGAGGUAUAUCGCAGCUCCCAUUCUGGGCGGAACGUGAAGGUUUAUUUCAUGUAUUACGGUGGCUCUGUCGAGGAACAGCGGUAUUUGAGUGCUGUCCGUCGAGAGAAAGACUCAUUCACAAAGCUGAUCAAAGAGAAAGGAAACAUGGCAGUUACUUUAACGCAUGACAAAAAGGCUGAAGAUCCGCAAGAGCAAUUCCUUCGAACAGUCAAUACCCGUAUUGCCGGCGGAGGACGAUUAGCAGCCACAGCAUCCCCUCCUCGGGUUGUGGUCGAUGUGCGCGAAUUCCGAAGUGCACUUCCAUCUCUGUUACAUGGCAACAACAUGAUCGUGAUUCCCUGUCAACUCACCGUGGGCGAUUACAUUCUCACGCCAGACAUAUGUGUUGAAAGGAAAUCGAUCCGUGAUCUCAUCAGCUCUCUCAAGAACGGCCGCCUCUACAAUCAAGCUGAGACAAUGCUCCAGUAUUACAAGACUCCCUUGUUGUUGAUUGAGUUCGAUCAGAACAAAUCGUUCACGUUUGAUGCGUUUGCCUCUGUUCCGACAGGGCCUACGUUUAUGACUGACUACGGGUUUUCAUCCUCUGGUACUGCAACUAGUACUAGCAGCAGCUCGCUCGCCAACCCUUCCAAUCCCAAAUCCGCUCAGCAUCUACUUGUGCUCCUAACUCUCGCCUUUCCACGCCUCAAGAUCGUCUGGUCCUCUUCCCCCUAUCAGACAGCCGAGAUUUUUGCAGAGCUCAAAAAGAACGCCCAGGAGCCAGAUCCUCUCCGCGCAGUUCAGCUAGGACUUGAUAUUGAUAUCACUAAUUCGUCUGGCUCGGCCGACGUCAUGGCUGCCGCUGGGAUUGAACACCGUACCUUCAAUCUUCUUCCACAAGAUAUGUUACGAGCUGUAACGGGUGUCACCCCACAAGCCCUAGAGCGGCUGAUCAUUGAAACGGACAAUAUUAGCGACAUCGCCAACAUGAAUGUUGAGCAGCUGGAUCCGUUGGUUGGUAAGGAAGCUGCGCGAAAGAUAGUUGCAUUCUUCCAGAAGAGCGUAUUCGAUUGA